Messenger RNA from Phyllopteryx taeniolatus (common seadragon), 662 nucleotides. RefSeq names its product prefoldin subunit 6 (gene pfdn6). Gene Ontology annotation, molecular function: protein-folding chaperone binding. Gene Ontology annotation, cellular component: prefoldin complex; cytoplasm. The record is from RefSeq and is a predicted model, not a curated record. The transcript has 4 exons. Bases 129 to 509 code for a protein of 126 amino acids. Gene Ontology annotation, biological process: protein folding; chaperone-mediated protein complex assembly. NCBI's taxonomy places the organism in Eukaryota, Metazoa, Chordata, Actinopteri, Syngnathiformes, Syngnathidae.
GAAGAAAAACAUCCUGCCCCUACCAUCGCCUUUUCCGGUACUGACUACAUUAACAAACCACUUCGUUGUUCUCUGCAAUAUUGACUCAACAUACUGACCAUUUGUUGUUAUAUAAACAAAAGACCAACAUGGCAGAGGUCAUUCAAAAGAAACUAAACACCGAGUUGGAAAAAUAUACUCAGAUGCAAAAAGAUGUCAGCAAGAGCAUGGCAGCCCGACAGAAGCUGGAGACGCAGCUCGCAGAGAAUAAUAUCGUCAAAGAGGAGCUAGAUAUACUUGACAGUGCUAACACGGUAUACAAAUUGAUUGGCCCUGUUUUGGUAAAACAAGACUUGGACGAGGCCAAAGCGACUGUGACAAAAAGGCUGGAAUACAUCAACGGAGAGAUUCAGCGGUAUGACACGCUCCUGAAAGACUUGGAGAAGAAGUCCGACCAGCACCGACAGCUUUUGUCCAGUUUACAGCAGGAGUUUCAGAAAGCACAAGGCCUCGCUGUCGGGAAAAUCUGACCAAGUGAAGAUCGAUGCAGCAAAACACAUAGAGACACCCACACUUCACAGAGGUGGAAGAUGCCAUUGAAAUCCACCUGCAAAUGUCGUUCAUCUGCAGCUUUACUGUUGCAACUUAGUGUUUGUAACUAAUAAACUUUAUUAUUAUUUUUA